This is a messenger RNA of Rana temporaria (common frog), 1342 nucleotides long. RefSeq names its product oocyte zinc finger protein XlCOF6.1-like. Lineage: Eukaryota; Metazoa; Chordata; Amphibia; Anura; Ranidae. The record is from RefSeq and is a predicted model, not a curated record. Gene Ontology annotation, molecular function: RNA polymerase II cis-regulatory region sequence-specific DNA binding; DNA-binding transcription activator activity, RNA polymerase II-specific. Gene Ontology annotation, cellular component: nucleus. Gene Ontology annotation, biological process: regulation of transcription by RNA polymerase II. Bases 121 to 1011 code for a protein of 296 amino acids. The transcript has a single exon.
UCGUAUUCCUCUUAUCCUGAGGAACCUCAGACUGUGAGGGAAUGUGCUGUCUUUCCAAUAGAUAAGAAGUUUUCCUGUCCCGAGUGCGGGAAGUGUUUCCAUUUUAAAUCCAAUCUUAAUAUGCAUAUAAGAUCUCAUACAGGUGAGAAACCACAUUCCUGUCCUGAGUGUGGGAAAUGUUUUUCAGUCAAGUCUCAUCUCUUCCAGCAUCAGAGAUCUCACACGGGGGAGAAGCCGUUUUCCUGUUCUGAGUGCGGGAAAUGUUUUUCCCAAAAGUCCAGUCUUAACCGACACCAGAGAUUGCACACAGGGGAGAAGGCAUAUUCCUGUCUUGAGUGCGGGAAAUAUUUUUUAAAGAUGUCCAGUCUUUACAGUCAUCAGAAAUUUCACACAGGAGAGAAGCCGCAUUCUUGUUCCGAGUGCGGGAAAUGUUUUUCAGAGAAGUCCAAUCUUUACAAACAUCAAAGACUGCACACUGGAGAGAAGUUGUAUUACUGUUCAGAGUGCGGGAAAUGUUUUGUACAAAAAUUAGCUCUUGUCACACAUCAGAGGUCUCACACGGGGGAAAAGCCGUAUCCCUGUCCUACGUGUGGGAAAUGCUUUUCAGUUAAAUCUAAUCUUCAAAAGCAUCAGACAUUGCAUGCGGGCGAGAAGCCGUAUUCUUGUUCUGAGUGCGGGAAAUGUUUUGUACAAAAAUCAGAACUUGUCACACAUCAGACAUCUCACGCGGGGAAAAAACCGCAUUCCUGUCCUGAGUGCGGGAAAUGUUUUUCAGAUAAGUCGCAUCUUUACAGACAUAAAAGAUUGCACACAAGGAAGAAGUCGUAUUCUUGUCCUGAGUGCGGGAAAUGUUUUUCAUUAAAGUCCCAUCUUUCCAGACAUCAAAGCUCUCACACAGAGGACAAGCCACCUUCCUGUUCUGAGUGUGGGAAAUGUCACUCGUUGAAGUCCUGUCUUUAUAAACAUCUGAAAUUGGACACCCAGGACAAUGAACUUUCCUGGUCUGAGUGAGUGAAUUGUUCCUCAGUGAAGUCCUGUCUUCCUGUACAUCGGGGAUCCCACACAACCCUUGAGGUGUUUUACUAACUCUGCAACUGCUGUUGCUAUGGGGUCCCUUCUAUUCUGCCACUUCCGGUCCGUGGCGUUUGACGUUAUUUUCUUCGGCACCUGGGAGUUGUGUGUCAUCCUUUCCUAGGAGUCAGUGGGCAGCACCAAGCGCUAGCAUUGCGAUAUUUAGAAACCGGAAAUGCGAGCAAAGGCUACUACCUAUCAGAAUAUGCAACUGAAGGGAAGUUGCGUUGCGGCCAUCUUGGUACACCCGCACUCGUCCGCAGUAAGCCUA